Molecule: messenger RNA, 982 nt
Organism: Daucus carota subsp. sativus
Lineage: Eukaryota; Viridiplantae; Streptophyta; Magnoliopsida; Apiales; Apiaceae
Product: NADPH-dependent aldehyde reductase-like protein, chloroplastic
Exons: 2
Coding region: 122-913 (263 amino acids)
Source: RefSeq, a predicted model, not a curated record
CAUUGACCUCGUUAUCCUCAGCUACGCACUGGCUGACCUCUACAUCAACCUCCAACAAAUUAUAAAAACAGCAGCCAUAAAACCCCAAACAAACAGAGCCCACCCGCUUUAGUCUUGUACAAUGUCGAGUGAUGAAACACAAACACUCCCUCUACAAGGGCGAGUUGCCAUCGUAACCGGGGGCUCUCGCGGCAUAGGCCGGGCCAUUUCUCUCCACCUCGCCUCACUCGGUGCAAAAAUCGUCAUCAAUUACUCUUCCAACUCUAACCAAGCUCAGCUCUUAGCCUCCCAGCUCAACUCCACCUCCAAUUCUUCUAGUCCUGUCGCGAUUUCGGUUGGAGCCGAUAUUUCAGAUCCUGAUCAAGUCAAGUCACUGUUCGAUCAGGCUGAGCAGCAUUUUAACACCAAGUCUCACAUCCUGGUCAAUUCUGCUGGCAUUCUUGAUUCCAAGUAUCCAACUCUGGCGAACACCACAUUAGAAGACUGGGACAACACUUUCAAUGUUAAUGCAAAAGGUGCAUUUUUGUGUUGUCGAGAGGCUGCCAAUCGUCUAAAACAUGGAGGCGGAGGAAGAAUUGUGACAUUAACGACUUCGCUGGUUGGUGCAUUGACACCAGGGUACGGUGCUUAUGUAGCUUCAAAGGCGGCUGUGGAAGCGAUGGUCAAGAUUUUGGCAAAAGAGAUGAAAGGAAGCGGUGUGACAGUCAAUUGUGUUGCUCCAGGGCCUGUGGCUACUGAAAUGUUUUUUGCUGGAAAAUCCGACGAAAUGGUCAAGAGGAUUGCAGAGGCUUGUCCAUUAGGAAGAUUGGGAGAACCAGAUGAUAUUGCGAAAGUUGUUGGAUUUUUGGUUAGUGAUGCUGGGGAGUGGGUUAAUGGACAGAUUGUUCGUGUUAAUGGAGGAUUUGUUAUUUGAUUUCUCUUUGUUUGUCACUAUUUCACGAUAUGUUUCUUGAUUAGCAUGUAUGAUGCUUGAUUUGGACCA